AUGAGAUCUCACAACAUCAUUGGCUGUUUUUUAUUUACCCUGCUAUUUAUUAUGAUUUUUGGCAGCUGGGUUUCCAAUGCCGCUGUAUCAAUAGAUGUAAAUUAUAAUAUCUACCAAUUAGUUGCCUCUUUCUACAAUAUCAGAUCUAUGGACUUUGACAAGCAAAAUAAUAUCCUGUACAUUGUCGGCGCUAAUAACAAGGUUGUAAAAUAUACUGCUGCAAGUGGUACGACUGAAUAUGAUGCAUCAGCAUAUACUCCUUAUGGCAUUGCUGUCAAUUCUACAAGUGCCUAUUUUUCAGUAUUUAAUCCAGCUUCAUUAAAAAAGUGGGACGGAGCUGUAGGAACCUCAUCUUAUCAUCUCAUUAUGCCAGGUUCAGUUUCUACAUCAGGUUCAGAUGAUAUAGUAGCAAAUUCUUCAUUGACGACGAAGCCGAAAUAUAUGAGAAUAUCAUCAACCACAGGUGAUUUAUACUUUACGGAAGCAUGCAGAGUGAGAAAAAUAUCAAAUGGUAUGGUUCGUGCUGUUGCAGGUAAAACUACUUGUACUUCCUCAUCAGGAGAUGGUGGUUCAGCCACAAAUGCAGAAUUUAAUGGAGCUCCAUAUUAUAUUGCCUUAACACCAGAAGAUGAUUUACUUGUCAUGGAUAAUGUAAAUAGACUGAGAAAAGUUAGCAAUGGCACAAUUACUACAAUUCUAUCACCUACCUCUUGUAGAGGUCUUGCUGUCGGUACUAAUGGAGAUAUUUACAUAAUAGAUGAUCAAGUAGUUAGUAAGGUGAGGAAUGGAGUUUCAACCACUAUUGCUGGUGGUGGUGGAACUUCAACGAGCUCUUUUUCCUCAAAUGAUCCUCUAUCAUAUGGUUUUGCUUAUGCAGAACUCAGUGAUAUUGUCGUUGGUGUGAAUAAUAGUCUUUAUUUUGUUGCUGAUCAGAAGUUAUUCAAAUUAGAACCUUAUUGCAGUUCAGGUUAUGUACUUUCACCUGAUUAUACUAUUUGCUAUCCUGUCUGCUUUAAUACAGUAGCAACAUCUCAAUCAGUGUGCUCUAAUUCAAAUGGUACCUGUAUUGCUCCUGAUACAUGUUCUUGCAAAGCUGGUUAUACUGGUUCCAAAUGUGAAAUUCCAAUCUGUUACGGAUUACUCUCCAAUGACACAGCCAAUGCUUGCAGUGGAAGAGGAUCUUGUGUAGCAAAGGACACUUGUGUCUGUCAACCAAAUUAUUCUGGACUUGCUUGUAAUAUCACUACCUGUUCUUCAAUUUCUAGUACCAGUGCAAAUGUUUGCUCUAGAAGAGGGUCAUGCACUGCCUAUAAUACUUGUACUUGUUCGCAAAAUUAUUAUUAUGGAACAGAUUGUCAAAAUACUUACUGUUAUUCAAUUUCCUCUACUGAUUCAAGUGUUUGUAGUGGACAUGGUAACUGCUUAGAUUAUAAUCAAUGUUCUUGUUCUUCAAAAUGGUAUGGUUCCUAUUGUAACAUCACAGAAUGCUUUUCUAUGUUAAGUAACUCUUCAAAUGUUUGUUCAGGUGCUGGUACUUGUAAUUUGCCAAAUAAUUGUACUUGUAAUGCUGGAUAUAAUGGAACUAAUUGUGAAAACUUUGAUUGUUUCGGAGUGUCUGUGAAUAGUGGCCAAAGUGCAUGUCAACACAAUGGAACAUGCUCAGGACCUGGAGCUUGCUCUUGCUUGCCAACAUACUAUGGAAAAAUUUGUGAAAUAUCAACUUGUUAUGGUAUAUUGAGCAAUUACUCUAGUGUUUGUUCAAGUCAUGGAACCUGCACAAUGUUGAAUACUUGUGAAUGCAGCCAAAAUUAUUAUGGAAAUAAUUGCAGCUUCCCUAUUUGUUAUGGAAUAACAUAUGAUGAUACUAGUGUAUGUUCUGCUCGCGGAAAAUGUAUUGGCGGAAAUAAUUGUAAAUGUAAUAAUGGUUAUACUGGAGCUAAUUGCGAGCUCAAUAUUUGUUAUGGUGUUAACUCUGACCAAUCUAAUGUUUGCUCUUCACGUGGUUCAUGUGGUGCACCUGAUUCAUGUCAAUGUACUAAUGGAUACAGAGGUCCAAAUUGUCAAUAUGUUGAAAUGAUAAUGGACGCCAAAGCGGCAGUUUUAUCUACAGCAGUCUCCAACGUAAUAGCUUCCUAUGCUCCUAAAACAGCAACAUCUUGCAGUUCUAUUUUCUCCUCAAAGGAUUUGACAUAUCUUGGCUCCUCGGAAACUGUCAGAUGUAUUUGGAAUCAAAACACAUUCAAAAUUUAUUUAGGCUACAGACACUUUGUUUAUGAUAAUAUGACCAUGGAUAUCUUUGGUAAUGGCAUGAAUUUCACUUUGCAAGUAGUCUUGACAAAGGCCAUACAAGAUAGUGCCAGUGCUUCUAUUUCCAUAUUACCUCAACUAUCUAAGGUACCAAAAACAGCAAUUAUUGUUAAAUCUUACUCACCAUUUGUUUUCCAAGCUUUUAGAAAUACUUCAAUUGCUUGGUCUAACUCAGGUAAUACCGAUAUCUCUACAUUGCUUUCAGGAAUGAGCAACAAACCAGUGGUAGUCAUUCCUUCUACAGAAAUAACCUCAGCUUCAACCAAAUUUUCCUUAAAUGUAACAGGUAAAAACUGGAUUGGUGCCACUUCAACUAGUGCAAAAGUUGAUAUUGAUUAUACUGCAGCCUAUCCAUACUUUGAAUUAGUAUCGGAGACAAGUGGUAGUCAAUUUACUUGUUCUGGUUUUGACUGUAUUAUUGAAGUUAAUCCGUAUGUUACACCAACUCCUACAGUCUAUUUUGAUGUACCAUUCAAUGCUCUCAAUAGUGGUUCUGGAGAUUAUGUAAUUAGAUUUUUGAAUAGAGUUGGCUCUACCAUUCUAAACAGUUACUAUGAGGGUUCAAUGAAACUUCAAACAACCUCUAGUGCCUUAACCUAUACAAUGUCCUACACUGGCUUUGAAGAAGUGCCAAUCGUGUUGCUCAAUACUGAAAAACAAUACUAUGGAAACAAACUCACAAUUACUGCUUCUUUUAUUGACCCGAUGGUUGAAUAUUUGUUGAGUAGUAAUAGUAUUAGUGUUUCAUGGUUUUGUUUUAGAGGUACUUCAAAGACUGGUCCUUUUUCUGCCUAUGACUGUACUUCUCAAACUAAGGAAUUAAUCAUUGGAGAAUCUAACCUUAUUGAAGGAUACCAUCAAUUCCAAUUCACAGCCACUUUGACAAAUUCAAAAAUCACAUCCGUUACCAAAACAGCAAUUGUGCAAGUUGUUAAAACAAAUAUUCCAGAUAUUCUCUUUGACUCUGUUCCUCCAGUUUAUCCAUCAUCAAGAAACUUGGUAUUGAAUGCAGUUAUUUCUUCUUCCACGCAAAUCGGUAGCGUUGUGUGGCAAGUAACCAAGGGUAAUUUACUCAAUGAGAAUAUUCUUAGUCAAUCAAGUACUCUCUCAUUGGAUGGAUACAAUAUCAAAUCAACUUUGGUUAUUGACAAGUCUUAUUUAUUACAAGGUGAUUCUUAUACAUUCACUGUUACUGCUUCCAAUGGUAUUGGCUCUUCAACUGCAGCUGUUUCAACUGUUAUUGAUGUAGCUCCAAGAAUUGCUUGUCAAGCCUAUGACGCAGCCAUAACCAAUUCCGUUAUCUAUGCUUACUCUAGUGAUGUGGUAAUUGAUUGUGCUUCACUCUCUGACUACUCAAUUGCUUCCUAUCAUGUCGAUAUAUAUGCCAACUCAACCAGGGUAAUGACAGUAUCUAAAACAAUGAAAAAGACUUUUAUUACAAAGGUACCAUACGGUCCAAAUGGAAAUAUCAGACUGGAUGUACGAGCUGUAAACAAGAUUGGAUCUAUUUCAUCUGCUUCUAUUGAUCUCAAGGUUUCUCUUAAAAAUACUGAUAACACCCUCGCUGGAAGAAUUGGAUUUGCUAGUUCUGAAUAUGAAAGCAACAAAGCAAGCUUUACAAGAUUAGAAAGUGUUGUUACUAUGCAUUCUUUAUUGUUACUUAUUAUUCAACAAAAUUCUGUUAGUGAAUUUGCCAGUAUAGACUCUACAGCCAAAACUACUCUCACCACCUUGAUAACCAAUAUGUUAACUACUUUGAGUGGUCUGAAGAGUAUUAGUUACAACGCAGAUGACAAAUUAGCUCCUGUUUUUAUUCCAUUUGCAAAUGAUGCUUACAGGUUACUUGCUGUUAUUUCUCCAACUACAGUGGCUUCCAAUGCUGAUCUACUCACUUGGGUUAAAUUCUUCAUAACGUCAUUCAAUGAUUACAAGACAUAUUAUAGAUCUACAGUUGUACCUACUAUUUACGACUCUAAACACUUGACAGAAAUUGAUUCCUUGAUAGGUAUUGGCGCAAAGUAUAUUAGUGAUAGUAGUUUCAGUCCAUUAUAUAAGGAAACAGCUAUUAUUUCCAAAUUGAUUACUGACGUUACCAAUUCCACAACAACGACAACCUCCACCAUCGUGGAUUCCAGUGGUACGGAGACAAGAUUUGAUAUUGUUGACAGAAUUCAACAACUGAAUGCCAAGACAAUUACAUUCGCUAAUUAUCCUUCAAUUUCUAUUUCCUUCCCAUCAGAUUUCUACUCACAACUCGGUGUUGAAAAUUCAGGAUCAGGAGUAACCCUCACUUCUGCUGUUUCAACCUCUAAAUAUUCCCAACUAGUAAGCCCUUCUGUUGAUAUUUCUCUUUCUACCUCUUCAGACGCUGUUAUUUCUGUGAGUGGAUUGCAAGGAAAUUUGAUUCAAAUCAAUUUUGGCACCUUAUCACAACCUAAAGCUAACUUUACCAGUUACAAUUAUACUUGCAGAUUCUUGAAUACUACCUCAUCACAAUGGAGUCAGUCAGGAGUGUCAAGCUCUAUUUCCAUUUUGUCAGAUGAUGGCCAAACUGUCACCUUUUCUCUUUCAUGUUUAACUUCUCACUUGACUUCUUUCGGAGUUGUUUCUGCUAUCAUCCCUCCAACAUCACAAUCUAAAACAGUAACAACAGAUAAUACUGGUGUUGUUGUUGGUGCUGUUUUGGGUACACUCUUGCCAUUGAUUUUGAUAGCUGUUAUUGUUGUCGUAGUGGUGAUAAUUGUAAUUAUUUUAUACAAGAGAAAGAAAUCUCUCGACUCAUCACAAGUUCAAAAUGUUGAAUUGGUCAAUAAGAAUGUUUCAAGUGUUCAUAUUAGUGACUUCCCUUCAGAAGAAAGCACUCACUUUAAGCAAUUGGUUAGUGUAUCUUCUGGAUCUACUAAUUCUGAUCCACUUGCAAGAUAUGCUGAUAUGGUAAAGAUUGGACAAGGCGCAUUCGGAAGUGUGUUCAAAGGUGUUGAUACAAAGCAAGCAGGAAAGUUGAAGGCCAUCAAGGUUAUUAGAUUUAAUUCUGUUGGUGAAUUGAACAAUAUGCUCAAAGAAGGAACUAUGCUCAUGAACAUUGAUCACCCACAUAUUCUAAAAGUCAACGAGUUUAUUAUUGACAAAGAUAACAUUCUCUGUAUUGACACAGAUUUCUGCGAAGAUGGUGAUUUGACCAAGCUUACUCUUUCUGCAGAGCCAAUCCCAGAACCAAUCAUCAAACAAGUAAUUUAUCAAAUGUGUUCUGCUUUGGCCUUUAUUCACAACAAGCUCAAGAUUAUUCACAGAGAUGUUAAACCACACAACAUUUUCUUGAAAGAAUUGACAGAUUUUUCAGUUCAAACAGUUUUGGCUGACUUUGGUCUUGCUAAACAAGAUCAAAACAACAGCAUGAAUUCAUAUGCUGGUACACCACUUUACAUGAGUCCAGAACUUGCCCUUGGAGGUAAAUAUAACUAUAAUACUGACACUUGGUCUCUUGGUGUUGUAGCCUAUCAAUUAAUGACUAAAGAUAUCACAACUGCUCUAAGUCAUUUGUGCUUAACAGGAGAUUCAGAAGAUACUAAGAAGAGAAUUAGAGCCAAAUUGGAUGAGACUGGUCAAUACUCUGAAGCAUUGAAAGAGAUUGUCAUUUCCAUGUUAGAAAAAGAUGCUGCAUCACGUCCAUUUCCUCAAGAAUUAGUCGAUCGUCCUUUCUUCCAAGAUUAUAGACCAAAGAAGAAGAAGAAUAACAUUUUCAGAUCCAGUUCUGCAGGAGAAGAUGAUAUGUAUAUGUAAACUUAUUAAACAAAUUUUAAUGACCUGUUGAUUUCAGUAGAUGCAUAAAAAUUAUCCAACACUGGAUGAAGAGAACCCAGUAAUUGCCUUCCUUUAUGGACUACUCCUCAUCAGAGCUAGGCUCAUCAGAGAAAUACACUUUAUCAAAUAAUUUUAAUCCAGCAGGUGUUGAACUAAUCUCUCCAGAUAUGGAAUUCCUUUUAAAAUAUGUUUCAUGAUAGGAAGCAAUUUUUCUCAAUUUAGGAAAAACAUCAUUAAACAAUAAAUUCACUUCUGUUAAA
Molecule: messenger RNA, 6368 nt
Organism: Naegleria gruberi
Lineage: Eukaryota; Heterolobosea; Eutetramitea; Acrasida; Naegleriidae
Product: basal body protein NBP-2
Exons: 3
Coding region: 1-6087 (2028 amino acids)
Biological process (GO): protein phosphorylation
Molecular function (GO): protein kinase activity; ATP binding
Source: RefSeq, a predicted model, not a curated record